CAUCCGCCUCCAGCAGUCAGUCCGAGAAACCUGAGAGCGCACCAAAGUAACAAACACAAACAUGGCGCCUACUUGCUCCCAUACAGGCUAGCGUUGUACUGAAACAAAGUUCCAAGGAUUAAACAACGCGCUCAAACUGGGUGGAGGUUUUAUUCUCGCUCGAGACGGAGUGGACGGGCUGAAAGUUGCAGCUUGCCUACAUGUCAACGUGUUUUCCUACAGAGCUCUGAACGGCUGGUCUGCCCAGCCAUGAUUGAGGAUAAGGGUCACCGCGUGACGGACUACUUCGUUGUAGCUGGCCUCACAGACAAGUCUACUCCACUAGAGCAGGAUCUAUCUGAAACCAAGUCCAGUGGACCCAAGGCACCUAUCACAGACCUGGCUGUCAUCAACAAGUCUGCAGGAGAAACUGUGCCUGAAGGUUUCACAUGCAUUGAGAGCACCUACAGCGGCCAGCCGGCCAAUCUUAACCAUGGCAGUCUCAAGAGCCCAGAACUCUUCUUGUGUUACAAGAGGGGUCAUGGAAAGCCCCCACUCAUUGAUGUUGGGGUCCUGUAUGAGGGAAAAGAGCGUGUCAUUCAGGGUUGUGAAGUCAUUGAGGCCACACCGUUUGGCCGCUGUGCAAAUGUUAACAACAGCUCUGCGACAUCUCAGCGCAUAUUCAUCACAUACCGCCGAGCUCACCCUGUCCAGCCCCAGAACUCACUGGCUGUGACUGACAUCUGCAUCAUCAUCACAAACAAGGGCGAGACUCCUCCUCAUACUUUCUGCAAGGUGAACAAGAACCUCAACUGUGGCAUGUGGGGAUCGAGUGUGUUUUUGUGCUACAAGAAGUCAGUUUCUGCCUCCAACUCCAUCCCUUAUAAGGCUGGUCUGAUCUUUCGUUAUCCUGAGGAGGACUAUGAGUCAUUUCCCCUCUCUGAGUCUGUACCCCUCUUUUGCCUGCCUAUGGGGGCCAAUAUUGAGUGCUGGGCUCCUAGCACACGCUACCCUUUACCCAUCUUCUCCACAUUUGUCCUCACCAACUCUAAUGGGGAAAAGGUGUAUGGUGCAGGAAUACAGUUUUAUGAGCCGUAUCCUGUGGACAGCCUCACUGAGAAACAGAAGAUCCAGCUGGGUCUGGUCUCCACUGUGGAAAAAAAGGUCAUACCCAACCGUACUGUCAACACCAACAAGUGCAUCUGCCUACUGUCCCGCUGGCCUUUCUUUGAGUCCUUCAAGAAAUUCCUCAUGUUCCUUUACAAGCUGUCAGCCAAUGGAGUCAACCCUCUGCCCAUUGAGAAACACAUAUCCCACUUUAUGCACAAUGUCUCUUUCCCUUCACCCCAGAGGCCAAGAAUACUGGUCCAGCUGUCAGCACAUGACACCUUAAUCCUGUCCCAACCUGUUUGCACACCUUUACCAUUAAGUGGAGCAGACUACGGUACACUGCUCAUGAAUCUGGGACCAGAAAACUGUGCUACACUGCUACACUUUGUCCUGCUGGAAAGUAAGAUCCUGUUGCACUCUCUGAGACCAGCUGUACUGACUGGAGUGGCUGAGGCCGUUGUGGCGAUGAUCUUCCCAUUCCAGUGGCAGUGUCCGUAUAUCCCUCUUUGCCCUCUGUCUCUGGCGGGGGUCCUCAACGCACCAUGUCCCUUCAUUGUGGGUGUUGACUCUAGAUACUUUGACCUCUACGAUCCCCCACCCGACGUGGUCUGUGUGGACUUGGAUACCAACACUAUAUACUUGUUUGAUGAAAAAAAACACAGUAACUGGAAGAAUCUCCCAAAGAAGCCCUGCAAAAGUCUUAUCAACUCUCUAGGAAACCUGCACCUGCAGCUUGCCACUGUUCGGCGUGAAGCACUUGAAGGCUUGGCAGUGGAGAUGACCCCUAUUGAGGCAGACUUCACCUGGCAUAAAAAAAAGACAGAGUUAGAGAUGGAGAUCCAAGAGGUGUUCCUGCGCUUUAUGGCCUCCAUACUGAAGGGCUACCGAACCUACCUCAAACCCAUCACACAGGCACCUUCUGAUAAAGCUACUGCUGCAGACUCACUCUAUGACCUGCAAGGAUUCUUGAAAAGCAGAGAUCGUGCUCAUCAGAAGUUCUACUCUCAGCUCACUAAGACUCAGAUCUUCAUCCGCUUCAUCGAGGAAUGUACUUUUGUCAGCGACAAAGACACCGGCCUGGCUUUUUUCGAUGACUGCAUUGGAAAACUUUUUCCUUCCGACAAAGGACCGGACAAGGGUACAAAGGUCGAAGGUGAGUCGUCUGAGGACACCAGGCUGAUGGAACUGGAUGAGUCACAGAAGAGUGAGCACACAGUCUUCGUCAUGCCUCCUGAACCCCCUCUGGACGAUGGUCCUGACCCCCCUCCCAAAUACAGUUAUCAGAAUUUCCCUUGUUUACGGUUGGAGUUGUUUGAUCGUCCGCGAGAGCUGAGGCCAGCGCUUAGUACAAGAACCGCAGGAGCCAGUGUGUCCAGCAGCCCUGCCCUGCUGGCCAAAAGAACCAAACAGGAAAUCAAAUUGGCCUACAAGUUGGCAAAGCGUUUCUAUUCCAAUCCACCCCAGUGGGCAAAGUGUCUGUUUAGUCACUGCUACAGUCUGUGGUUCAUCUGUCUUCCUGCCAGCAUGCGUACAGCCCAGUCCAAACCCCGCGCCAUGCAGCAGGCCUUCAAUGUUCUGCUCAAGAUGAGGAGCUCUGAGGUGGAGGUGCUCGAUGAGGUGUGUUACCGUGUGGUGAUGCAGUUGUGUGGUCUGUGGGGGAUGCCUGUCAUGGCUGUGCGUGUCUUAAUGGAGAUGAAAAAGGCUGGAGUUGAACCCAAUGCUAUUACCUAUGGAUACUACAACAAGGCUGUCCUGGAAAGUCAUUGGCCAAGCCGUAACCGUAGCGGACUCUUCAUGUGGACCAAAAUGCGGAACCUGGUCCGAGGAGUGGUGCAGUUUAAACAUGCAUUGCGUGGGACAGCUCUUCAUAGAGGUCCUUCUCUGAUAACCACAGAGCUUUCAGCAGGUACAGCAGCAGGUGCUAAUGGAGACAGACUGAGUCAUGGCAGUGUAGACAGCUCAAAUGAACCUAUUGUAGAGGAACACAUUCUCUUCUCCCACGGCCUUAUAGUUGAGGGCGCUAGUAACAGUCAAUAUAGUACAGCUGGUCAGUCUGAUCAGGGUUAUGGAUCUAAGGAUGAGCUGCCUCAGGACCUUGUAGAUGGACCUAUAACCUCUGCUCCUCUGUCUACUAGCCACACCAGCAAUAGCAAAGCAACAAACUCACAAAUUGGGGAUGAUAUUGCUAGUUCUGUGGACAGUGUUGUAGCUGUGACGGAGCCCCCUAGCCCUGCUGAGAUGGCACCUUGUGUAGCCAGCAUUGUUAAACUGUCCACUGAGAUCCCUGUCCACUUUGACAGCACUGCAGGCAGGGGAGAAACUGCAGGUGUUUGUACAGGUAAGCUCUUCAUGCCCCGUAAAAAGAGUGAAGAUGUCACCCUGCCUGUGGAGGAUGAUUCUGCAAUCCCAGAUUCGCAGGUCUCUCAUUCUGGACAGCAGCAGAGGGUGAAAGCCUUUAUGGAGCGCAGCUGCAGUUUCAGUGCAGAGAGCAAAGCCGGCAUGCUACAAAAGAAGGGCAGUCUGGAGCUCAGCGCUGAUCACAUGGGCGCAGAUGCAAAAAUCCUCGCAGCCGUGUUCUCUGGCAGUCUGACCCCUCCUCCUUUUGGAACCAUCGCUCCUUUUAAAGAGUUUAAGAUGGAGGCUACACUGAGCCCUGCCCUCCAGGAAGAGGAACAUGAAGAUAAGCCGGAGAAGGAGCAUAAAGCAUUCGGUAUAGAAGAAAAGAAAGUGGAGAAAAGUAGAGAGCUGGAAGAUUCAGUAGACACAGCAACACCCCAGGGUAGUGAAGGACUUGGGCGAACCAUUAGCACUGGUUCCUCCUCUUCUAAAGCUGUGGAGAGGGAGGAUGUUGAGGUGGGGGCAGAUCCUCUGUCGCUCUUUGCCUCCGAAACUGAGGAUGUAACCUCCAUCCAGAGCCAGGAGUCCACACAACCCUUUCCACUUUUGGUGUCAAGGAAUCUGGCUGAUGAAAUUGAAAUGUACAUGAGUGGUAAACCUCUUAGUGGUAGAUCUCCCAGCAUGGAGUUGCAGCAGGGAUCAAAUCAAGAAUCAAUGAUGAACUGUCCAGACUCUCCUGCAGUUAAGCAGUCUUUAGAAAGAAGAUCGAGCCUUCCGAUCGGUCAGGUCAAAGUGCCUAGUUCAACUGAAACACCAAAACGUAGCCCUGCCGUCACACGCUCGAAGACAUUCGCAUUCAAGUCCCCGAAGACCCCAGGCUCUGCAGGUCAAAGGUCAUCAUCGCUGACCGCUCUUGUAAAGUCAUCACAGAGCAGCUCACUGGGAUCAGUUAUCAACUCCAUAUCAGGCAUCAAGAUGGACUCUCUCCUGGUAGGGCCGAAAGUAGAUAUGCUUAAGUCAGGCAUGAAGCAGGCGGCCAACGUGGCCAGCAAGAUGUGGGAUGCAGUGGCCUCAGCUUACUCCUACUCUGAUGAUGAGGAGGAUAACUCCCAUCCCCGAGACAGUUUCCCGGCUAGGUUAGAAGAACAGUUGCUGUCUGCAGAGGGAGCAACAGAGAACACUUUACCCAGAGGCCUGAUGCCCAGUCUGGCCUCAAAUGGGCUCACGCACAGCAAUACCAGCCUGGGCAGCAGCAGUGAUAGCAGUGAUACCGGCCGUGCAAAGCUGUCGACACCUUUGACUCCAGGUCGCUCAAUGAGAGGUGCAGACUCGGAGAGGUCUGAACAUAGUUCGUCUCAUCAUGCCAGCACCUCCAGCAUUUACCAAAAUUGUGCUUUAGAGGUUCUAAUGUCCAGCUGCUCUCAGUGUCGGUCUUGUGAGGCUCUGGUGUAUGAUGAGGAGAUCAUGGUGGGCUGGACGGCUGACGACUCCAAUCUCAACUGCACUUGCCCUUUCUGUCAAAUCUCUUUUCUUCCUCUGCUCCAUAUUGAGUUCCAUGACUUGCGUGCAACACCAGGCUUCUACUUGACGAGCACAUCAGGAGACAGUAUCCACAGCUCCAGCACGCAACCGGCCACCUCUAGCUCCUCUGAAGUGAAGGGUUGUCUUAGUGAGCCUUCAGACCUCGUGAGCUUCCCUGAAUCUCCGGAGGACAGCAAAGGUCCUGACGAGAUGCCUGGCGGUCAAAGUGGAACCCCAAAGAUCUUUGUACCAGAACCGGUACAUUCAGACCCCCUGGGUCUCAUAGAGAGACAAGCUGAGAAACGCAACACUUUAACCCGGAGCAACAGUGUGGGAGGCCCACUGCAGAGUCUGGACGUGAUCCAAAAACCCAAUCAUGGCAUAUCGACCACAAGCCUGCCCAACAGCCUACAAGAGGUGGCGGACACUUUUGGUCAAAAGUGGCCCAACCCAAAACCGGUGUCUGUGCCUUAUCUCAGUCCACUGGUCCUGCGCAAAGAGUUGGAGUCGCUGUUAGAGAAUGAGGGGGAUCAGGUAAUCUAUACCCAUAAGUUCCUCAGUCAGCACCCCAUUAUCUUCUGGAACCUGGUAUGGUAUUUCCGCCGUUUAGACUUGCCCAGCAUUCUGCCUGGACUCAUCCUCACCUCUGAACACUGCAACAAUGGAGUACAGCUGCCGCAGACAUCUCUGUCUCAGGACAGUAAGCAGGUGUAUGUGCAGCUGCUGUGGGACAAUGUCAACUUACAUCAGGAACCCACCGAGCCCCUCUAUCAGCUCUGGAGGACCUUCUUGCAAAGAAAGGGAACUCUAAGCCCCACUGACCACCAGGAGACUCGAACUCUACUGAACAGCAUUGUUCGCAGCAUUCAGACGAACGAUGUGUACGGCCCCAUCAACAUGCUCCUUAGGGAGAUCAAGAAACACCCAGAAGUUAAACGCCAGAGGAGUAUCUAUAGGGAAAUCUUGUUUCUGUCACUUGUUGCCUUAGGAAAGGAGAACAUUGAUGUUGAAGCCUUCAAUCGUGAAUACCGUCUUGCAUACAAUGAGCUCAGCCCAGAACAGCUUAAAGUCCUAUCCCCCAUUGACAGACCACCUAGCAACGGUGUGCAGUGGUGCCUCAAGUGCUUCGGAGCCCCGUUCAUCUGAUCUGCUCCUCCAACCCACGGUGACUGUAAAAGCCCUAAGUCAGGGACAGGAUUGUACAGUAAUUUCCUUCAUUUGCACCAUCACCUGAAGUGGUACUUUUUCAUCAUCUACCAGAAUAAAAACAAAUUUGGCUUCUUUGCUUUGAAAUUCCUGAUAGUGGCGUGGCACUAGCCGCACAGCGAGAAGACACUGCAUUUUACUGUCGAUCUUCAGAUGUUGAACUGCCUUGUGUGUGAGCCCUUUUCAAAACGCAGUGGAAGUAAAUGAAAGACUGAACAAUUUUCUUACUGCAAGAUGUCUCUCUACACUGCCUUUGACUCUAGCUUCUCUCUUCAGCCGACCUGUGGAAGGAUUCUGAGGAUAUGGGGAGAGCAUUCUGGAGAGGUGUCAGGGACAAUGGUCUUAUUUGAUGUGCACUUUCAGAGAUAGUUGCUUUAUCGUUCUCUUUUGUCGCCAUGUGUACUUUUUAUAUAUAUAUAUGUAUUUCUAUAUUGGGAUAUUUGAACUCUCUUGCCUUUCUCAAAGUGAGUGAUCUUUGGUUAGAUUUCUGUGGAGUCUUAAACACAGAGCCCUUUGACGUUAAUGUAGACUUUCAGUGUUCAAGGUGAGAGGUUUUUUUGUGUGCGUGAGAGUGUGUAUGUGCAUGUUCAUUAGAUAGACCACUCCUUAAAGUGGUGUAAUGUGAAAGAGGACAAUCAGAUGAAUUCCAUAACAUUCCAGAAAGCAUCUCUAAUGUCUUAAACAGAGGCUAGAAUCAAUAUGAAUGAUGGAAAAGUUAUAAACUUGAUUUAUUUCGUAGAAAUACGUACUUUAGACAUAAAUGUAGGAUAAUGAUCGAUUGUGGAAAAUACCGUGAAAUACAUCUGGAAUGGAGGAGAUGAUUUAUGAAGUAACUCUUUAUUAAUGCAUUUACACACACAUACACAUGGUUUGUUUAAUACACAUGCUUUGAUUAAAAGACAUAUAUUUCCAUCAUCUGUAUUAAGAAAUUAAGACUCUUUAACACAGAAUAGAAAAUGUCCAUAGCAAACAACAAGAAUAAAUAUCAAAAUAUUUUUUAAACUUUCUUUUUUUAAUCUGCUAGAUGACUUUAGUUAUGGCAAAUGAGUGUACAUUUAAUUUUAUUGAAACUCUUUUUUUUCUGGUCCCAAUGUACAAGCGAAUCCAAAGGAUGUAAAAAUCAUCAAGUCACUGCCAUUAACAAAUUAUUCAGUGAAAUUGAAAUAGUUAUUGUGCCUUGUUGUCAAGUCAAAGUAGGACUUGUAGAUUUGUACAAAUUUAAGAUUAAUUUACUACUAAUAAAUUAACAUGAGCAAAUGG
Molecule: messenger RNA, 7413 nt
Organism: Pimephales promelas (fathead minnow)
Lineage: Eukaryota; Metazoa; Chordata; Actinopteri; Cypriniformes; Leuciscidae
Gene: dennd4c
Product: DENN domain containing 4C
Biological process (GO): regulation of Rab protein signal transduction
Cellular component (GO): cytoplasmic vesicle; ESCRT I complex
Molecular function (GO): protein binding
Source: RefSeq, a predicted model, not a curated record